Molecule: messenger RNA, 511 nt
Organism: Vollenhovia emeryi
Lineage: Eukaryota; Metazoa; Arthropoda; Insecta; Hymenoptera; Formicidae
Product: mitochondrial pyruvate carrier 2-like
Exons: 3
Coding region: 61-420 (119 amino acids)
Biological process (GO): pyruvate import into mitochondria
Cellular component (GO): mitochondrial inner membrane
Molecular function (GO): pyruvate transmembrane transporter activity
Source: RefSeq, a predicted model, not a curated record
AUUUUUAUAUUGUAAAAUAUAUUUUUCCGCUUUGGCAGAGUAAUUCUAUAAAGCAAAAUUAUGGCAUUACCUGGAAAAAUCAGUACUUAUCAAAGAUUAAUGUUGAAGAUCGCUUCGGCUCUACCUGGGAGAUUCCGCACCGCGUUUUUGCAUCCUGCAGGUCCGACUACUGUAUUCUUCUGGGCGCCAACGUUUAAGUGGGGCCUGGUUAUAGCAGGUAUAGGAGACGUCAAACGACCCGCGGAUAUGGUAUCUCUCAGCCAAACUGCGAGUCUUAUGGUUACAGGUGCCAUAUGGUCUAGAUACUCACUGGUUAUCAUACCAAAGAAUUACAAUUUGUUCAGCGUUAAUUUAUUCACCUGCGCUACGGGAGGAUAUAAUUUCGUCAGAGGAUUAUUAUAUCAAAUGGCGCAGAAGUGAGUGCACACCAACAAUGGUACGGAUCAUGAGAUGACUGAGAAAGGGAAGUGUAUUGAUAUAUUUUAUACAAAUGUAUCUCGAUUUUUAUUAU